AUUUAGAAAUCCCAACCCAUUGCUCUUAAAGUCCAAAAUCACUAAGAAACACAUCAAACAAAUUAUUCCACAGAUCAAAGAGAGAGAAAAUGAUGAGACUUGUAAUAAUAUUGGCGAUUUUGUGUGCAACAAAUUGCAGAGCUCAUCAAGAAAAGAGAAGCUGCUCUGCUUCUUGCGGCAACAUUCAAGACAUCCGUUAUCCCUUCCGAUUAACCGCCGGCGAUCCAAACUCCUCCUGCGGCCUCUCCACCUACGAACUCACCUGCCAAAACAACCGCACCAUUCUAAACCUCAACUCCAAAAAAUAUUUUGUGCUCUCAAUCACUUACACUAACUUCUCAAUCCGAAUCCUCGAUCCCGGCCUACAAAACAAAACCCACACCUCUUCCCCUUUCCCUCUUCACAAUCUCAAUCCCCAACACCUGCCCAGAAGAUAUCACUUAUUCCAGCGCCGGUUCAACUCGCCGGCGGCAUUCCUCAGCUGCAGAAACCCUGCAAACUCUUCCUUGUACGUGAAAUCCCAAUCCGAGGAUUCAUCCUUUUCCUAUGUCUUAGUUGGGAAACAUGUAGAUGUCGGAAAAAUUGAGGAUUCUUGCAGCAUAACCGGCGCUGCUUGGUUCUCCACAUCUCAGCUGUCUCCAUACCCAGGAAAGAUGUCUCUUGGGAAAAUCCAUGACGCACUAGCUUAUGGGUUUGAGCUCUCAUGGCUUCCCCUCAAGUGCAGUGCAGUGUGUGGGAAAAAGCAUUGCAGAAUUGAAGACGACAAUACAAUUGCCUGCGUCUACGCCUCCCGCCUUGCUUCAAACUCUAAUUCCAUGCCCUUAUUACACAAGUGUGAAAUUUUUGGUCCAUUUCUCGUGGUGUCGUUGGUCAUUCUUGCCACCAUUGGUAUUUAUUUCUUAAACAAAAAGAAAAAGGAGCAGAUGAAGAUUGAAAGGUUUUUGGAUGAUUACAAAGCUCUCAAACCAGCAAGGUAUUUGUAUGCAGAUAUCAAGAAAAUCACCAACAAAUUUAGUGAAAAAUUAGGCGAAGGAGCCUAUGGAACUGUGUACAAAGGGAAACUUUCAGAUGAUGUUUUUGUUGCUGUUAAGGUCCUCAACAAUUCCAAAGGAGAUGGGGAAGAGUUUAUCAAUGAAGUGAGCACAAUUGGAAGCACACACCAUGUCAACGUGGUUCGAUUGGUUGGCUAUUGUGCUGAUGGGUUUCAUCGAGCUCUUGUUUAUGAAUAUUUAGUGAACGAUUCUCUUGAAAAGUUUAUAUUUUCUCCGAACGAAAAAAAUUUUCUUGGUUGGGAGAAACUGCAACAGAUUGCUCUAGGCAUAGCCAAAGGAAUUGAGUAUCUUCACCAAGGAUGUGACCAAAGGAUCCUCCAUUUCGACAUUAAACCUAAUAACAUAUUGCUGGAUGAAAACCUCAACCCAAAAAUCUCGGAUUUUGGUCAAGCGAAGUUGUGCUCCAAGGAAAAGAGCAUUGUCUCUAUGACCAAUGCGAGAGGGACCAUGGGUUAUAUCGCACCAGAAGUCUUCUCCCGAAACUUUGGAAACGUCUCGUAUAAGUCAGACGUUUAUAGUUUUGGAAUGCUUUUGCUAGAAAUGGUGGGAGGAAGAAAUAAGAGUGAUGACGUUGGAUCAUCUGAAAUCCCGGAAUGGAUUUACAACAUGAUGAAUAAGGGAGAAGAAGAAAUAGAGAAUGAGGGUGAUGAUUGUAAGAUUGCAAGGAAGCUAACAAUUGUAGGACUUUGGUGCAUUCAGUGGUACCCAGUGGACAGGCCUUCAAUAAAAGUUGUGAUUCAGAUGAUUGAAGCUGAGGAGCCUCCCUCCAUGCCACCAAAUCCCUUUGGUUCCACUCAUCCAUCCUGUGCUAGAGCAAGUAAGCCUGGGAAAAUGUUUACCAGUGGACUAGAAAUUAUUACCGAGUCUGAAGGAUGACUCUUUCAUUGCAUAAUAUUAUGUAUAUAUUACUAUGUAGUGUGAUGACACUUCUGUUCGAACUCUUUACGUG
Messenger RNA from Ipomoea nil (Japanese morning glory), 2001 nucleotides. Its product is annotated as rust resistance kinase Lr10-like. Gene Ontology annotation, molecular function: polysaccharide binding; ATP binding; protein kinase activity. The transcript has 2 exons. Bases 90 to 1928 code for a protein of 612 amino acids. Gene Ontology annotation, biological process: protein phosphorylation. The record is from RefSeq and is a predicted model, not a curated record. NCBI's taxonomy places the organism in Eukaryota, Viridiplantae, Streptophyta, Magnoliopsida, Solanales, Convolvulaceae.